Molecule: messenger RNA, 1844 nt
Organism: Arachis stenosperma
Lineage: Eukaryota; Viridiplantae; Streptophyta; Magnoliopsida; Fabales; Fabaceae
Exons: 8
Coding region: 897-1679 (260 amino acids)
Source: RefSeq, a predicted model, not a curated record
CCCAUUCUCCUCACACUGACUCGCUCGUUCCUCCGGAAGUUCAGAGCUUUUUGGUUUUGCCCUCAAACAAACCCCAGCCAUCUAACCUCCACCACCGCCGUAGGGACUGGGACUGGGACACUGGGACCACCACCACCACCCCUAUUCACUCUCACGGUCUCACCAGUCACAGCUUCUUCCUUGAGCUCAGCGUCUGUCAUUGUCUUGUCUGCUCAGCUGCGCUUUUGCUGCCGUCCGUCGCGCUCAGGAGCUUCCUGUCAUCGUCCGGUCGUCGUGCUCCAAGUUUCCAACCCCCUCCUCAUUCACCAAUCGCAGCUUCUGCAUCUAGUCUUCGUCUGCUCAGCCGCGCUUCUGCCGCCGUCCCUCGUCGUGCACGUCGCCUGGUCGCCUUUGUCCGUUGCGCUCAACUGCUCUCCUUCACACUCUACCCAGACUGCUCAGAUCGAAGGCAUGCACUUGGUGGCUUUGAUGGAAGCACAAUGGUGUCGACCAUUGAAGUGUUCGAUCCUCGUGCGAAGCAUGGAUAACUUGGGAACAAAUGAAUCAUCCUAGGGGAUAUUUUGCUGCUGCUUUUGUUAAAGAGUCUAUACAUGUAAUUGGGAGAGUCAAGGUUGGAGAGAACAUUAUAGAAACGGUACAUUUGUCUACUAACACUAGUCUUAAUCGUAAUUCAUUGGCACCUGUUCCAUGCUGUGCUAAUUGCACAAAAAUGGUUGGAAAAAUGUGUUUUUGUUCGGCUAUAGCUCUUUAGGCAGCACAACAAAAGGUUAUACAAAGAGAAGAGGAAACCAUGAUAUUCACCAAUGAACAAAGACAACAAGAGCGAACUGGAAAAUAUGGAAGUCCUAGAUUUCAAUACCUUCAGGAACUGGUGACUCAGUUUCAGAACACAACUGAUGAAGAAACAAAAGAGAGGAUUUCGGCAAAUUUGGCCAACUUUGCAUAUGAUCCUUACAAUUAUAACUUUUUGCGCCAAGUAUGGAGCCAAAGAAUUGCAUAUGAUGUACUUUGUAACUUUCUUUCGUACCGAAGCACGGGUUGUUCAAUUUGUAACUUCUGUUUUACCCAAUUUGAUACAUGAGCAGCUUAAAGUUUUGGAACUCUUCCUGGACUGCAUGACUGAACCCAAUGAAAAACUUGUAGAGUUUGGUGUUGGAGGCAGCUGCAAUUGUUGUGCUGAUCAGGCAAAUGUUGCAAUUGUAAGUAAGUUUGGUGGCAUACCUCUUAUCAUUCAAUGUCUAUUAAGCCCAGUCAGGAACACUGUAAAUUAUGCACUUGGAGCACUUUAUUAUGUCUGUAAUGAAUUUAACAAGGAAGAAAUUUUAAAGCCAAAAGUUGUUGAUACCAUCAAGAGUUCAAGUUAUAUUAGAAGAAGCUCGAACCCGAAACUUCUAUACGGAGAGGGAGGACAAAUGCCAUUUGAGCUACCGUUCAUUGGCUAUUUAUUUGAUUGUGAGAGUUCAGAUUUUGAAAGGAAAGGAAAAGAAGGGAAUGCCUUGAUGAGUAAAGUGGAAUCAAUUUUAUUCUUCAAGCCGUUUCCUUUCAUCUUUUUCCGCCUAAGACCUCAAUUCACAUGCUUGUGGAUGUAUAAUGGGUCAAUGGGAUGGAAAUUCUUACAUAUGAACUCUGUAAUUUAUGUAGUUAGACUUAUCUAUGAAAAAUUACUACCCCAUUUUUAACUACCCUGAAGCCAACCAAACCAAGAAAAAUUUCAGGGCGCUCUCAUUAUGUUCUUUUGUAAGUUAAGAAUUAUUCCCAUUGGGGCUAAUAUCCUUUUCACCAGUAAAUGCAUUGUCAUAAUUCCAAAGUCAUUUUCAUAUAAAUAAAGGGUGGGGUUGUUGAAG